Acanthamoeba castellanii str. Neff is the source of this 330-nucleotide messenger RNA. RefSeq lists its product as uncharacterized. The record is from RefSeq and is a predicted model, not a curated record. NCBI's taxonomy places the organism in Eukaryota, Discosea, Longamoebia, Acanthamoebidae. The transcript has 2 exons. Bases 1 to 330 code for a protein of 109 amino acids.
AUGAACAAGAGUGUCGCGGGCAAGCGCAAGAGGCCGCCCCCCAAGCAGCCCAAGGAAGAGGACAAGGGCCGGGCUCGACUCGAGAUCGGCUACGCCCAGGCCGAAGAAGAGCCCACGACGAACGAGAAGGAGAAGGUUGAAGAAGAAGAGGAGGAAGAAGAAGAGAUGAAGAAAGGAGGUCGUGUGGCCCAGCAGCUGCUGUGGAAGGGUGCGAGUAGUAGUAGCGCGGGCCGGACCUGCGGCGGACGGCCCGGACCCGAGGGCUGGCAGGAGGUGUGGGAUCGGAUCGUGCGAUAUCGAGCAGAGCACAAGGUCCCCCUCCUUCCAUGA